AUGGCAGGAGACGAAGUUGUCGACGCGGCCGUGGUAGUACGAUCGAAGGAGAUGAGUCCAUCGAUGACAUGUCCCAUGUUGAAUGCAACAAACUAUGCUGUAUGGAUGAUGAAGAUGAAGGUUCUGUUGCGGAUUCAUAAGGUGUGGGAAGCAAUUGAGCCAGGUUCUAUCUCGUUGGAGAAGAACGAUAUAGCUACCGGUUUGAUAUUCCAAUCAAUCCUGGAGUAUCUUGUUCUUCAAGUUGGCGGGAAAGAAACUGCAAAGGAGAUAUGGGAUGCGAUUAAAACCCGCAACCUAGGAGCUGAUCGUGUCAAGGAAGCGAGACUUCAAACCUUAAACGGGGAUUUUGAAAGACUCAAGAUGAAGGACACAGAUACAGUCGAAUACUUUGCUGGGAAGCUAACGGAGAUCGCAUCAAAAUCAGCUUCCCUUGGACAAGUUAUGGAGGAAUCCAAGUUGGUGAAGAAAUUUCUCAAUAGCUUACCAAUGGGCAAGUUCUUUCAAAUCGCUGCAUCUCUAGAACAAAUUCUAGAUUUGAAUACAACAAGCUUUGAAGAUGUCGUUGGAAGACUCAAAGCAUAUGAGGAGCGGAUCCACCAAGGCGAGUAUGGUGGUGCAACUCAAGACAAGUUGUUGUAUGCGAAGUCAGAUGAGCGAGGCGAUACAUCAUCUUCAGAAGGAAAAGAAGGACACUAUGCCUCAAAAUGUCCUACAAGAAAACCGAAGAUUGAAGAAGCAAAUAAAGUGGAGACAGAAGAAGCUGAUUCUGCACUCUAUAUGCAUGAAAUCGUUUUCUUGAAUGAAGAGAAUCUAAUACCGAAGAACUACGAAAUCCAGAGAGGAGAAGAAGGUGUUUGGUAUUUAGAUAAUGGAGCUAGCAAUCACAUGACCAGCGUGAAGGAGUACUUCUCUGAGCUCAAUGAGAAGAUAAAAGGGAAAGUAAAGUUCGGAGAUGGAUCAUGCGUUGAAAUAGGAGGGAAGGGUUCAAUCUUAUUUCAAAGCAAAGCUGGAGAGCAGAAGCUUGUUUCCGAAAUCUACUAUAUCCCUAAUCUCAAGAGCAAUAUUCUGAGUUUGGGACAAGCUACAGAAGCUGGCUGUGAUGUUAGGAUGAGAGAAGACUACCUAACAUUACAUGAUCUAAGUGGAAGACUCUUGAUAAGAGUAAAGAGAUCUUCAAACAGGCUUUACAAGAUCAAUCUCAAGACUGGAAAGCGAUCUUGUUCGCAAUCAAGAAUAGAGUUUGAAGAAGAAGAAGAAGAACAUCAAGAAGCAAAGAACUCCAUUGAAUGGACAAAGGCUUGUCUACAUGAGACUGAUUUGAUCAACAAGAACAGAACAUGGAUGUUUGUAGAUAAACCAGUUAGAGUUAAGGGUAUUGGUCUUAAAUGGGUUCUUAAGAUCAAGAGAAACACAGAUGGCUCAAUCAACAAGCACAAAGUUAGACUUGUUUUCAAGGUGUUGACACAAGCGCUGAGGUGUUGGAACACAAAGCUUGAGGUGUUGACACAAGUUCCGAGGUGUUGGAAUACAAAGCUUGAUCAGACUUUGAAAGGAAACAAGUUCGUUGAAGUGAGAAGCUUCAAAACGAUCAAGACCAUGUAUGUGCACGUGAGGGACAUACUUACAAAGGCCCUAGCAAGAAUCAAGUUUAAGAAAGUGAGAAGUUUGAUUGGAGUUCAAGACCUCUCAAAGACUGACUUGAAGCUUAAGGGGGUGAUUGUUAGUCAGCUCUACGAGGCACUGUCAAGAGUUGCAUCCAAAGGGGAAGCCCCCGGAAGCAAACUGCUAACAGUUUUCAAAGAAGUUUUCCAGAAUUUGGAUGUGUAA
Microthlaspi erraticum is the source of this 1827-nucleotide messenger RNA. The record is from the annotation of a GenBank genome assembly. Lineage: Eukaryota; Viridiplantae; Streptophyta; Magnoliopsida; Brassicales; Brassicaceae.